This is a messenger RNA of Akanthomyces muscarius, 1146 nucleotides long. RefSeq lists its product as uncharacterized. Gene Ontology annotation, biological process: transmembrane transport. The record is from RefSeq and is a predicted model, not a curated record. Lineage: Eukaryota; Fungi; Ascomycota; Sordariomycetes; Hypocreales; Cordycipitaceae. The coding region runs from base 1 to 1146 and encodes 381 amino acids. Gene Ontology annotation, cellular component: membrane. Gene Ontology annotation, molecular function: transmembrane transporter activity. The transcript has 3 exons.
AUGGUGCCGCCCGGCCCGACGAGAACUUUGAUAUACGGCAUCUUUGCCGCCGCACCGCCGCUUGGUGGCCUUGUGGGAGCUUUAUUCGCCGGCCUCUGUGCGGAAUGGGAGGGCAUGUGGAGCUGGACCGUUCUCUUUGGCGCAUUAGGUCUCAUUCCCGUGGCGAGCGCUAUCGUCCUGACUUUUAUUCUGCGCGAAGAGCGCCCGAUUGACCCAAAAGGCAAGCUCGACAUGUUUGGAGCUUGUUUGGGUCUGUCAAGCUUGCUGCUCUUCAACAUUGCUUGGAGUCAAGCACCUGCUGUCGGGUGGUCGAUGCCUUCUGAAAUUGCAAUUCUCACCGUGUCUGUUGUUGUCUUUGUCGCGUUCCUAUUGUGGGAGCAAUAUGUUGCCUCUGAGCCCAUCAUGCCACUCAACAUCUUUCGUGUGCCAACAUUUCUCUCCAUGAUCUUUGUCGUCCUCUUCAGCUACAUGUCUUUUGGCAUUGCCCUCUGGUACUCCAUUUCAUGGCAACAGAUUCUGCGACAACUCUCUGUUCUGCAGAUUGCCGUAAACCUGAUCCCGUUUGGGCUCGGUUCCACCGCCGCCGUCGGCCUCGCCGCCUACCUCCUACCCCGAGUCGAGGCCAAGCUGGUCAUGGCGGUUGGCGUCGUUGCCGUCAUCGGAGCCAGUCUUCUUCUUGCCACCAUGCCGAUGCAGCAGACUUACUGGGCGCAAGUGUUCCCCGCGAUGCUGCUCUGCGGCUGCUGCCCCGACUUUGUCUACUUGGCUGCCCAGGUGGUUGCCAGCAACAGUGUCACGCGCAAGCACCAGGGCAUCGCGAGCAGCCUCGUCGGCACGCUCAAUCUGUACGGCAUCAGCCUGGGGCUGGGAUUCGCCGGCACGAUCGAAGUCGAGGUGGGCAAGAAGUUCCCACGGCCGGGCGCCGCCGCGACGAUGGAGUCCAUCAUGUCUGGCUUCAAGGCUGCGCUGUACUUUAGUGCCGCGUUGGCUACAGUAGGAAUGAUUCUGGACUUUGCGUUCGUUAGAGUCCCCAAGGUGGACCGCCAUGGCUGGGGCGAUGAAUCUAUUGAGGAUGUACCUUUGGGAGCCAACGAGGUUGCGGUGAUGCUUACGGGCUUGCAGGCAAAUACUGCGAGGCUAGGCUAA